CUUGACUCGCGGUAUAACUUGUCUCGCGGUAUUUCGUUGUGCGCCACCUAGCCGAUGUUUACAUUGUCUACAAGCUGACCUACUUUCAGUUUUCAUUGAAGUAGUAUUUUCUGGUUGAAAAUGAGUGGAAUACUGAAAUUGAAACAAUGCAGAGACAAGAAGCCAUAUGAAAGAAAUAAUCUGCAAAGGGCAUAUGCUGCUACAUUGUCCGGGAUGUCUGUGUAUCGUGCAGCAAGGGUGUAUCAGGUGCCUGAAUCAACACUGAGGGACAGAACCAGACAAAAUGUGGCGGUCGACUGUCAUCAUGGGGCAAACACACUAUUUACAACAGAUGAAGAAAGGAAAUUGGUUGACCAUAUUGUAUACAUGGCAGACAUUGGGUAUGGCUACUCUCUAAUGGACAUCCAGUACAUGGCAUAGAACUAUGCAAUGUCUCUUCACAAGCCUGUUAAGGCAAAAGAACAUCUUAGCCAGGGCUGGAUGUAUUCUUUUCUCUCCAGGUGGGAAGAGCUAAAAGUCGUUAAGCCCCAAUGUCUCUCUCUAUCAAGGGCUAAGUCUGCAUCCAAGGAAAACAUUGACAAGUACUUCCAAGAGUUAAAUUCUAUUCUCACUGAACAUGAUCCGAAGCAAUCUCCACAAAGAAUUUUUAACAUUGAUGAGUCUGGAUUCUCAACUGAACAUAAACCACCCAAAAUAGUAUGCGGCAACCUGACCAAACCUCAAGCAGUAACAUCAGCCCGAACGAAGACAGUCACUGUCAUUGGGGCUGCGAAUGCUCUUGGCAACCACAUACCACCCUUUUACAUUUUCCCAGGGAAAAGGUGGUGUGAUGAAUUGCUAGAAGGUGCUGCCCCUGGAUCACAUGGAGGCAUGACUGAAAGUGGGUUUGUGAAUAGGGACCUAUUUGAAAGAUACCUGAAAGGUCAUUUCACCAACCAUGCAGGACUGGUAAAGGGCACAGACAAGCCAACAACAUUGAUCCUGUAUGACGGUCACAAAUCUCAUGUGUCACUGACUUUGACUGAUUGGGCUAAGGAACAUUCAGUGGUAUUGUUUGUAUUACCACCCCAUUCUAGCCAUCUCACCCAGCCCCUUGAUAUUGGUGUGUUUGGACCUAUGAAACACCAUUACAAUAACGAGUGCAAAUCAUACAUGCAUGCUAACCAAGGGGUGUCAAUCACAAGAUAUGAAGUGGCUCGGCUGACUGCAAGACCAUACGGUAAAGCUUUUUCCCCAGACAACAUAACAAGUGCCUUCAGAAAGGCUGGUAUUUACCCCUUCAAUCCCGAUGUGAUCACAUCAACAGCUACAGCACCAUCAUCCAUCUACAAACAUCCACCAGAAAUGCUUAGAGAUGAUGCCGAAAGUACAAGUGCUGCAAACUCAGACAACCAGGCCAAAACAUCAACUUGUAAAAUUAGUCGAAACUUCUUUGAGGAGAGAACAAUAACAAAAAAUGUGACUGUAAAACCAAGAAAAAAAUUCACACCACCAUAUAAAUUACAAGGAAGUCUCAUGUCUGAUAAAAACAUGGAACAAAUAAAACUCCAACAUCAAAAGAAAAUUCAGCUGGAAGAAAACGCGAAGAAAAAUGAGAAAAUAUCUAAAUCAAAGCAACCAAAUAAUCAAACAAUAUGUAAAUCCCCAAAAGCAACAACAUCUGGACUGCAAAUCAACCGGGUCAACCAGCAUGGAACAGGUGCUGAAUCUGAAACUGAUGGUGAUGAGGAGGAGGAUCUAUCGGAUCUAUGCUGUGUAUGUUCCAGGUCGUCCCCUCCACAGCUGAAGGACAUACACACACUGGUCAUAAUUAAAUGGGGGCAGUGUGACAAAUGCCAACACUGGGUCCACUUGACAUACUGCUGUGAUGUGAGGGUCCUGAGAAGAGACAGCACAUUUUUGUGCAUUCACUGUUGUUCUGCUGAAGAAUGAAUGACAACACUGUUUACUCAAAUAAAACAAUAAAAUAUAUGAAUAAACUUGAAAAACUAUAACAUUUCAACAAUAAUAUCCCUUUGCAAUAAAUUUGGUAAUGAUUUUGAAAAUUCAGUGUAAAAUAACCUCAAUUAUGUAAGGGUAAACAUGUUUGACCUAAUUACCGCGACUCAAGUGAUGUUAUAAACUAGGACUAAAAUGGCCGAUAGCCAUUCGUAUUUUUCAGCGUUGUUUCGUUUUCUUUGUUAAUUUUAUACUAGUUUUAUCAUUUCUGAUAAAUAUUAUGAUGGGAUUAAAUGAAAAAUAUUUCAUUUGAUUGGUAAGUUGUGUUUGGAUGUUUUAUUUCCGAGAAUACGAUUAAGUACCGCGACUCAACAGAUGUAC
Molecule: messenger RNA, 2319 nt
Organism: Dreissena polymorpha
Lineage: Eukaryota; Metazoa; Mollusca; Bivalvia; Myida; Dreissenidae
Exons: 2
Coding region: 430-1932 (500 amino acids)
Cellular component (GO): nucleus
Molecular function (GO): DNA binding
Source: RefSeq, a predicted model, not a curated record